GCUCCUCGUCACUUCCUGUGUAGCCGGAAACAAAACAAGUCCGUCAUGUGACUCCGUCUGGAGCCUGAGUGUGGCUGAGUAUGUAUCUGCUGGUGGUGAAGUCCAUUUAAAGAGCAUCCAGAGAAGGUCUGUGAGGCUUCCUGCGUCUCUGGGUCGUGUCUUUAUUCACGUAGCCACACGCGGAGGGUAACUCAAGCAGCGGGGGUUGUUGACUUAAAACAGGAAGUAGCUAAACCUGGCUAGUUGCUAAUCGGUGAACACUCUGCUGACACUACAAACCGAGGCCACCAUGGCUGAUGAUUUGAAGAGGUACCUGUAUAAACAGCUGCAAAGCGUUGAAGGUCUUCAUGCUAUCGUGGUGACAGACAGGGACGGUGUCCCCGUUAUCAAAGUUGCCAAUGACAACGCUCCGGUCCACGCCCUGAGGCCGGGCUUCUUGUCCACCUUCGCUCUGGCCACGGAUCAGGGAAGCAAGCUUGGUCUCUCCAAGAACAAGAGCAUCAUCUGCUACUACAACACCUACCAGAUUGUGCAGUUUAAUCGAUUACCGCUGGUCAUCAGUUUCAUUGCCAGCAGCAGCGCCAACACAGGUAUCAUCAUGAGUCUGGAGAAGGAGCUGGCUCCGCUAAUAGAGGAACUGAGGCAGGUGGUGGAAGUCACAUAAGCUCACACGGUGAGGACAACCCUGAGCGAGAUCACCUGCCUGGAUCACGUCCUCCGCUCUGAAUCUCUCCAUCUCUACUGGUGCAUUCACGUCCUGGGGGAAAAUCUUGUUUAGAGGGUUUUUUCACAGUUCAGGGUGAUGGCUUUUGAAGUGUUAACAUCUCCAGACCUGACUGCACCAUGCCUGAACUUUCCUGUGCACACUGUGUCUGUUGACUUUGCUUCCUGCUGUUUUCUGUAGAGUUUACGUGCUCCUCGUCUGCAUCUUCAUGUCAAAUCAAGUCUGAAUAAAUGUUUCAUUUUUAGCACCUGAAA
Molecule: messenger RNA, 978 nt
Organism: Paralichthys olivaceus (Japanese flounder)
Lineage: Eukaryota; Metazoa; Chordata; Actinopteri; Pleuronectiformes; Paralichthyidae
Gene: lamtor3
Product: late endosomal/lysosomal adaptor, MAPK and MTOR activator 3
Biological process (GO): cellular response to amino acid stimulus; positive regulation of TOR signaling
Cellular component (GO): Ragulator complex
Source: RefSeq, a predicted model, not a curated record